CCAUUCACCUCAACCCCGCCCGGCCUAGCUAUAAACUGGGUCGUCGUCGCCGCAAGCGCACCUCAACGCACGCCCACCUCCGCCUUCUUCAACCCUCCGAUCCGUUCAUCCUCGCACGCGCUGUGACAACCGACACGGCAAAGCUCCUGUGGCUGUGGGAAACCCUGUCAGUUCCGCGACAUACCACACGAUGAACUCGACCGUGGUCGCUGACCUCCUCCUCAGGGCCGCCGGCCGCGUGGCCUUCGCCAAGGCCUGCGCCUACUUCCUCUGGCCGGCCGCCGCUCCGGUCGCCGACGUGAUGAUGAAGGCGCCGGGUGCUGCCGGGCUGCUCAUCUCGCGGGCGGCGUCCGAGGCCAACCCGCAGCUCUACUUCCAGCUGCUCCGACACGCCGGCGUCCAGGCUGCGGUGGCCGCGUUCGCGGCCUGACCUGCCUCGCGUUGCAGCGUGCUGCCGCCUGCCGGCCGGCGAACGCGCGGCGUCUGGGUUGGCGGUACCGAAGUACUAGUACAGUAGUAUGUGGUAGCCGAUCGAUGUCCUAGCAUGUGGUAGCAGAUCGAUGCUGUAGCUGUAGUGUCUGUCAUGUGCUCUACGAGCAGUAGUGUUAUGUAUGUAGGCCUACUUUCUGAUGAGUGAUGUACAAUAGUAGUUUGUACUGUGUUGGAGGUCAGAUCCUUUUUUAACCUUCAGUAGUGUUAGCUAGCUAAGAAAAUUCCUGCAGUGGCGCUCUUGAACUCUUAGUUUGUACUGAUCUACCAGUAGUAUACUAAGUAUUCCCUA
Panicum virgatum (switchgrass) is the source of this 781-nucleotide messenger RNA. Its product is annotated as protein EGG APPARATUS-1-like. NCBI's taxonomy places the organism in Eukaryota, Viridiplantae, Streptophyta, Magnoliopsida, Poales, Poaceae. The transcript has a single exon. The record is from RefSeq and is a predicted model, not a curated record. The coding region runs from base 191 to 430 and encodes 79 amino acids.